Messenger RNA from Branchiostoma floridae (Florida lancelet), 2645 nucleotides. Its product is annotated as tectonic-3-like. The coding region runs from base 22 to 2082 and encodes 686 amino acids. The transcript has a single exon. The record is from RefSeq and is a predicted model, not a curated record. Gene Ontology annotation, biological process: cilium assembly. NCBI's taxonomy places the organism in Eukaryota, Metazoa, Chordata, Leptocardii, Amphioxiformes, Branchiostomatidae.
CAUAGAGACGGUUACACCAAGAUGGCGGUCACAUUCCAGUCGUUGUUUUUCUUCCUCGCGUUUUGCUCCGUUCUGCUGGGCGUGCGAGCCCAAACAACAGCACCCGGUACAACACAACGUCCCACAACACAAGCCGUAUCGACAGCAGCCCCAGCAGCCCCAACUACGCCGGCUCCUGCCACAGAGGCGCCGGCAACUCAGACCACCUUCCCGGUGAACACCAACGUCGGCAGCUGUACCUGUGACCUGACGCUGAACGCCUGCGACGUCAACUGCUGCUGUGACGCGGACUGCAGCAGCCAGGACGCACAGAGCUUCAGCCAGUGUCUGGAGAACCUCUACAAACCGGACGAUCGGCUGUGUGUCCAGGACCAUAUCAUUGUAUUCGAGAACACCCAGUUUGUUUCCAACUUGGAGUCCAACAACCUGUUCUGCAUUUACACCGAUAACUACCCUGGAAGAAACUACUACACUGGUGCUGACACAGUCGAGACCGAGCAGGCUUUCCAAGACCUGGUACAGACGUAUGAAACGACAUCUUACAGCCAGGUGGGCAGCACAGCUACCGUGUAUGAGAACUUCUACAAGUCUGGAGACCCUAUCUACACUGUGAACGAGAGUGGUGCCCAGGGCACUUUGGGGCUGCCCAAAGCUGACAUCACCUCUAACUGCCUGGACAGUAGUGUUGCUGGCUUUUUACUGGAUGAAACAACAUCUUGCACUCGUGAGUGGAAUAGUCUUGCCGAUCAGUGUGAGACAAGUCCAUCGCUGAAUGCAAACAUAUAUUACCUGGGCUUAAAGGUGGCAAGAACGCCUGCCUUGUUUCAGUCCACACUUCCGCCUACAACAGCUGCUGCUACUGGAACAGCAACUGUCCCUACUGUCACCACAGUUGCCAUGACUACAGCUAAUGUCACUGCUGCUGUCACCACCAGUCUGCCGGGAAACGCCACUGCUGACAACACGACCAACCUUUUCGACAACCCCGACCUUGUGAACUUCACGCUGACAAACAUCACCUGCCAGGACAGAGAGGGCAACAUCGUCUCCUGUACUUUUCCUGCAGGCUCAGUCCCGGCACCUGUCUACAAUGGAACCAGUGGCUUGUGUGACAAUGUUGUUCUCCAAGUUGCUUACACUGUGACACACAAUGGUAGUCAGGGCAUAUCUGCAGUGGAAGUGUCCUUUACCCUUGGUUCAGUUCUCUCCACACAGACCUCAGUGCAGCAGAGUUUUGCCAUCACCUUUGGCAAGCAGGAUUCUGUGGCUGGCUUUAGACGAAGCGGCAAUCCUGGUUAUGUAGUCGGAGAGCCUGUCCUAGCUGGGAAUCUUGUGCAGACAACAUCAGCCACUACUGCUGAACAGCUUCGCUCCAUAGUCGUGAGCAGCGAUAGGAACAGCUGGCUGUCCAUGCUGUCCAGCUCAGCUGAUGGCAGCUGUGUGACAUCGUCCACUGACCGCGCCUCGGUUGUGUUUGGUGAGGACAUGAGAUCGGGAUGUCUGCUCACAGUCUUCUUCACCAACAUCACGGACGUGUGCACGCUCCUACAGAGCACCGCUAACGAUGCCUUACUGGGCACAAACCCACCCACUCACGUUGCCAUGUUCGGAAACUCCCAGCUAGACACUGUUGGAGAUUGGGUAGAAAUCCUGAGAGUCAACGAACCAGUCGCCCAAACAACAGGCUUCAGAACAACCACUUGUCGAAAUGUUGUUUUAGGUAUGCACAUAGAAGUGCUGUAUGCUAACAUUGGGGCAUUGUCGAAUCCGCAGCCCAAGAUUCUUGCAGUGAGGUUCAGAUUUGAGAAUCCCCAGGACAUCACCUUCACCUGUGUGGGGACACAGUGCCAGGCAGGAGGGCCACAGGCUGCCCAGCAGUUUGAGGUUGUCUCCAGUGUUUCCUUCAUCGACGCCUCGUCAUCUCCCACAGCCUCCCUGGCGGAGUACCCAACCAUCCGAACUCAGCUGCCUUACGACUUUUUCUACCCAUUCCAGGCUGCUUCCUCUGCAGUUUCCCACCUUGGUUUAAGUAGAGUGGUUUACGUCACUGCUUUUGUAAUUUCUGCCCUUGUAAGCAGAUAGUCAAGGGUUGGGUAUCGUAGAUUCUCUUGUUGUGAAGCAGUCAUACAGCCAGUUUUCUACACAAUAUCUGGAGCUGAAUAUGUUCAUGUGUCAGUUUUGCGUGAACUUUGUGAUGUCCUCAGCUGUACGCUUGGGAAAGUUUUAUCACCGAUGCUGAAAUAUUGUACAUACAACUAUAUAUAGUGUAAGUUUGUGUGUUCUAGACUGGCUGUGUUGUCAUUGAUCAAAGAUGUAGAUAAUUGUACAAUAAAUCUGUGCCAGCAUAUCAAAUACUAAGUUUGAUUUCAUACUAUUUAAGUUUGAUUUAUGUAUGUACAGAUCUGUCUUUAAAGCUGCAGCUUUUUGUAAAUUUGGUUCAUGCUGCUGGCUAGCCUUUAACUAAAAUAUUUCCUCAGACUGUUUGUUUUUCAAUUUUAAGUUGCAACAGGAGACGCAUGUCACAAUCUUAAAUGCUUUUAUAGUAGUGUGAAAUUCAUUGUAGAAGUCAUAAGUCGAACUUACUUGAGUGAUAAGAUUCUUUACUAUAUCAGUGUUGUGUUGUCAGUAAUAAAACUGCUGUUCAG